UGCCUAUCAAGCCACAUGCUACACUUUUCAUCGAUCUCAUCAAUCAGCCAGCCAGCGAGCCAAGAUCUCGUUUACUACAGGUUGUCUAGGCACUAUAACUCUUUUUUUGAAGCACUAAGAAAGGCCAUUAUAUAUCCCAGCGCGUGUGACUGCUGAAAGAUGCCUGGAGUACCCUCGAGCGAUUCCUGCGACGCUUGUAGAAAGCAGAAGAAGAAGUGCGAUAAAGCUAGGCCGGCUUGUUCGAGAUGCACGAGGUUAGGCAUUCCGUGUAUAGGGGCCGGGGUACAACGCUACAAGUUUCUCACUGUCAAUGGACAACGUGAACAUGGUUUGACUCGCCUCGUCACGUUCGCUGCAAAUCAGGAACCUCUUUCUAUCCUCAGACCACCCCAAAAUGCUACUACUAGUCUAGCCCAAGAACUCGUGCAUCAGUUGGCUGUGGAAGAUGUUCGUUUCAACCUCCCCUUGGUAUACGGGCCCUUGAUCAUCGAACUGCCCCGACUGCUUGGACAAAAUGAUGUUCUUGAUGCCUCUGUGGCAAGUUUAGUUGCGACAGUCGAUGAUAUAGCCGCCAACAAACGCUCUCCGGCACGGUUCGGGCAGUACGGCAUCGCCUUGGCCAAGCUCCGGAUGUCGUUGCAAGAUCCGGAAAAGGUAUUCUCAAGUCUGACUCUUUGCGCUGUUUACAUCGUAUGGUGUUGUCAGGGAUGGAUCGGAGGCGACCAGAGCAACGCGGUUGGUCAUGGCGCGGGGCUUGUGGCAUUCAUAUCGAGGACGCAGCUGCGAUUCUCCAAGGAUCCGUUUGACCAGAACCUGCUUCGUACAUUGCUGGCAGCAACUAUGUUUGAAGCGGCUUUCGAUCCCAGCAUCAGAAUGGCUCCUUGGAUGAAGGAUAUACUCACCGGUACGGGCACAGGUGCAAAUGAACAUACGGUCAUCUCAUUCCUGUUGAACCUACCCCGUCUGAUGCAGUACGAUCCCUCUCUUCUUCCAACCAUAGAACAGUACUAUACAGCCAUCUUGAAAAAGGCCAAGACAUCCAUCGACAUGACAGCUCUCUCACAAGCACAGCGUUUCACAGCCUUUUCAGGCCUGGCAAUCUCCUCAGGAGUCGCCCUCGCGCUCAACGGGAUCCUUCUAGUCUACACACCCAGCAACAAAGACCUCCUCAGCACCUCCCUAGACCUACACAACCAAACCCUAGACCUCGUAGCUCAAUCCGACCAAUAUCUCCCCAUGGCAGCAAGCUGGAUCCCCAUCGCCCUCGAAUACGCCUGGGUCGCACAACCAGACCCAACCCGCCGCGCCGCCAUCCAACAAGCCUGGGAAAAACACUGGACACCACACUCGCACGCACCCUUUGGCAUAUCCAGCAAAUUCCUCCUCACAUUCGACGCUCUACGCACCCAAGCCGCCCUCGCACACGCCCCAAUCCAAUACUAA
Pseudovirgaria hyperparasitica is the source of this 1443-nucleotide messenger RNA. RefSeq lists its product as uncharacterized. Gene Ontology annotation, molecular function: zinc ion binding; DNA-binding transcription factor activity, RNA polymerase II-specific. The transcript is spliced from 3 exons. Lineage: Eukaryota; Fungi; Ascomycota; Dothideomycetes; Acrospermales; Acrospermaceae. The coding region runs from base 160 to 1443 and encodes 427 amino acids. Gene Ontology annotation, biological process: regulation of DNA-templated transcription. The record is from RefSeq and is a predicted model, not a curated record.